This is a messenger RNA of Adineta steineri, 2313 nucleotides long. NCBI's taxonomy places the organism in Eukaryota, Metazoa, Rotifera, Eurotatoria, Adinetida, Adinetidae. The record is from the annotation of a GenBank genome assembly.
AUGAUAUUUAGUAAUGCUGUUGUUGGUGAAAGUUCAUUGGAUCGACUUUCUUGUGCACUUGGUGGUAAAACAAUGCUUAAUUAUAUAUUAACAACUGUUCAAACAAUGCUUCAAAAUCCUGAUUGGCGUUAUCGUCAUGCUGGUUUAAUGGCAAUAUCAGCAACAGGUGAAGGUUGUCAUAAAGAAAUGUCCGUAUUAUUGGAUGAUCUUGUCAAUGGUAUUUUGGUUUUUCUCAAAGAUUCUCAUCCACGUGUUCGAUAUGCAGCUUGUAAUGCAAUAGGACAAAUGUCAACAGAUUUUCAAGGAACAUUUCAAAAAAAAUUUCAUUCAAAAGUUAUUCCUGGUCUUCUAUCGAUACUUGAUGAUCAUGAUAAUCCACGAACACAAGCUCAUGGUGGUGCUGCUUUAGUUAAUUUUGCUGAAGAUUGUCCACCACGUUUACUUGUUGAACAUUUACCACAAAUUAUUGAAAAAUUAGAACAAGUUUUAAAUCGAAAAUAUCAAGAACUUGUUCAACAUAAUCGUAAAUUAGUUCUUGAACAAAUUGUAACAACACUUGCAGCUAUUGCUGAUACUGUUGGACAAGAUUUUUCACCUUAUUAUGAUCGAUUUAUGCCACAAUUAAAAUAUUUAUUUAAAAAUGCAAUUACACCUGAUUAUCGAAUGUUACGUGGUAAAACAAUGGAAUGUAUUAGUUUAAUUGGUUUAGCUGUUGGCAAAGAAAAAUUCAUUAAUGAUUGUUAUGAAAUAAUGCAAGAAUUAGUUAAAACUCAAGUUGAUUUUGAAAAUUUAGGAAAUGAUGAUCCACAAAUAUCAUAUUUAAUUGGAGCAUGGACACGUAUAUGUAAAAUAUUAGGCAAAGAUUUUGAACAAUAUUUACCUAUUGUUAUGGGACCUGUUCUUAAAGCAGCUGCAUUUAAACCUGAAGUAACUGUACUUGCUGAUGACGAAGUUGAUGUUGAAGAAGAUGAUAAUUGGGAAGUACUUAAUGUUGGUGAUCAAGCUUUUGGCAUUAAAACAACUGGUCUUGAAGAAAAAGCUAGUGCUUGUUCAAUGCUUGUUUGUUAUGCGAAAGAAUUGAAAGAAGGUUUUGUUAAUUAUGUUGAAGAUGCAACUAAAUUAAUGGUUCCACUUCUUCGAUUUUAUUUUCAUGAAGGUGUUCGUGCUGCAGCUGCUGAAUCAUUACCACAUUUACUUGAUUGUGCUAAAUUACGUGGUGAUGAUUAUGUUCGUCAAAUGUGGCAAUAUAUGAAUAAAGAAUUAUUUAAAGCAAUAGAAAUUGAACCUGAUCAUGAAGUACUUGGUGAAUUAUUUUCAUCAGUGGGAAAAUGUAUUGAAACAUUAGGUGUAACAAGUUUAACAGCUGAUGAAUUAAAAGAAUUAACAACAAUUCUUGAUAGUCAUCUUAAGAAACAUUUUGAACGUUCAACUGAACGUGCAGAAAAACGAAAUGAUGAAGAUUAUGAUGAAGAAAUUGAAGAAGAAAUGCUUGAAGAAGAUGAUUUUGAUGCAUAUAUAUUAAAUCGUCUAUCGGACAUAAUUCAUUCACUUUUAGUUACAUAUACAGAUUCAUAUUUAACCUAUUUUGAUACAUUAGUACCACAUUUUCAUGAACUUAUACAACCAGCACGUUCAAUAUCUGAUCGUCAAUGGGCAUUAUGUGUAUUCGAUGAUGUUAUACAAUUUACUGGUGCACAUUCACAUCGUUAUGCACAAUUUUUUCUUCCAAGAAUGGCUGAAAGUCUUACUGAUUCAUCACCUGAAAUUCGUCAAGCUGCUGCCUAUGGAUUUGGUGUAAUGGGAAUGAGUGGUGGUCCUGUUUAUGCACGUGCAUGUGCAGAAGCAUUACCUCAUUUAUUUGCAAUGAUUAGUACAGCAGAUAGUCGUUCAGUAGAAAAUAAUACAGCAACUGAAAAUGCUAUUAGUGCAGUUACGAAAAUAUUUAAACAUAAUAAUUCAUGUGUAGAUAAUCUUGAUAAACUUCAUCAAGUUUGGUUUACUUGGCUUCCGAUUUAUGAAGAUACAGAAGAAGCACCAUAUGUUUAUGGUUAUUUAUGUGAUUUGAUUGAAUCAAAUAAUCCAGUUAUUAUUGGAUCCGAUAAUUCAAAUAUACCAAAUGUAAUCAAAUUAUUUGCUGAUGCAUUUGUUAAAUCAUCGAUUGAAGUUAAUUCAAUUGUUGGUCAACGUAUGAUUCUUAUUUUACGACAUGUUCAAACAAUUCCAUCAAUAUUUCAAACAUGUAUGACUACAUUAACGAAUGAAGAACGUCAAUCAUUAGCAAAUGCGUUAAAUUCAGCGCCAAUAUCUUCAUAA